Zea mays is the source of this 4618-nucleotide messenger RNA. Its product is annotated as DNA-binding protein SMUBP-2. Lineage: Eukaryota; Viridiplantae; Streptophyta; Magnoliopsida; Poales; Poaceae. Bases 863 to 3076 code for a protein of 737 amino acids. The record is from RefSeq and is a predicted model, not a curated record. Gene Ontology annotation, molecular function: ATP hydrolysis activity; 5'-3' DNA helicase activity; RNA binding. The transcript is spliced from 6 exons.
GACCACAGGAGCUGAAGCCUGUGUUGGCGGGCUGCGGGCCACUUGCUUGCAUAUGCCUCAUCGAAGUUAACUUGCAUGCUCAGCUCAUUCCCUUCCUUAGCUCUCCUGCUUCCGCCAUUGCUAGCUUUGGCCGACCAUGUCACCUCAUCAUCGGCAUUUUACGUCCCAGUUUUCUUCUUCUUAUUAUGCCCCCGUGCGACCCCAAAGAAGGAGAGAACUGAAGCUGCUUCCACUGCCUGAUUAUUCCCCAACCAGUUGUUACCAUUCAGGUCAUCUCCGACUAGUCUCACCUGCAGUGCCCUACGAGCGAGCACUGUCAGCACUUGUUGGUCGCCAUUCCUAUCCCACCAGCAGCCAUGGCGGCCGUGACGACAACGCCAUCGUCGAAACCAAGGAAAGUAGGAGAAGACCAAGGAAGGGGAAGAAAACAGCGCCCAACCAAGGCGUGCGUGCACCAUCGUCGUCGGAGUUGUCGACUAGGACGGCGCAGAGCGGCGACCCCCUUGGGCGAAAGGAGCUGGGGCAACACGUGGUGCACUGGCUGAAGCAGGGCAUGCGCCAGAUGGCCUCUGAAUUCGCUUCCUCAGACCAGCCAGAGACACAAGGUAACAAGGCAUUCCUGUGGUCUGAUGGUGGGCACGCGGCCCACGCGGGGUUUGUAGCGCAGGCACAGGCACACCUUUCUGCCACUCCCAUGCCCAAGGGACAGGACGCUCUGUGCCGCACGGCCUCCGCUCACUACCCCACGCUGUUCGACAACUUCCAGAGAGAGCUCCGCGAUGUCCUGCUGCGGCGGUAACAAGAGGGCCUUCUUGUUGAUGAUGACUGGCGCUCUACACGCUCGUGGGCGCUUCUGAAAGAGAUGGCUAGAUCGGCGGAGCAUCGGACGGCCGCACGCCGGUCUACUGCUCCUGUUCUGCACACCACGCUUGGCGUCAGCUUGGAGAAGACGAGGCUGAUGCAGGCUAGAAUCGAUGGCUUUGUUCAGCAAAUGACCGGCCUUCUUCGGCUAGAACGAGAUGCGGAGCUGGAACUGGCCCAGGAUCAUGAGGUGAGUGCCGCCGGUACAGUGAUGGAUGGAAUGCCGAAAAAGCCAGUGGUAGCUCAUGGUCAGGCCCAAGAGGAUGGUGACACCAUUUGCAAUUUGAGAGUCAUCAGCAGCUCAACCGGAUUAACUGGUCAACAUCUAGUCUUAUUCAGAGCCGAGGGAAGCCACAGACUUCCUGCAACCAGACUCUCCCCUGGAGACACGGUUUGCGUGAGAGCAUGCGACAGCCAGGGCGAGGUUGCCGCUUCAACUCCUUGCUUGCAAGCCUCCGUCCAUAAUCUCGGUGAGGAUGGACGCAGCAUUACGGUUGCAUUCAGAUCACGCCGCGGCGGUGAACCUGCCUUCUCCAGGUUCCCAGGGAAAUUUGCGCGUAUUGAUCGCAUACAGGCUCUAGCAGAUGCAGUUACAUACGAGCGCAACUGCGAAGCACUGAUGGCUCUUCAGAAGAGAGGGUUACAGAAAAGAAACGCAUCCAUCGGGGUAGUGGCCACUCUGUUCGGAGACAAGGAAGACGCGACGAAGCCGGAGAGAAACAGUCUGACGGAUCGUCGUGGACCAGAAGCACCUGACGGCGGUUCGCUGGAGACGCACAGCCACAGCUUCGACACCUCCCAGUCGAGGGCUCUCGCACUGGCCCUGGACAAGGAGAGGCCAGUCCUGGUGAUCCAGGGGCCUCCUGGAACAGGCAAGACCCGUCUGCUCAGCUACCUCGUCGCGCGCGUGGUGCGCCGGGGUGAACGCGUGCUCGUGACGGCUCCAAGCAACGCGGCGGUCGACAACAUGGCGGAGAGCUUGUCAGCGAGUGGGCUGAAGAACAUUGUGCGAGUCGGGAACCCUUCCAGGAUAUCUCCGUCUGUGGCUCCCAUGUCCCUGGGGCAGAUCGUGGCCACGAGGCUCGAGAAGCUCACCCGAGAGUUCGAGACGAGGAGAUCUGCCCUGAGAAAGGACUUGAAGCGUCGCGUACAGGACGGCGGCGACGGUUCUUCAGUUCGUCAGCAACUGAAAAGGCUCGGUAAGGACUACAGGAAGGAGAAGAAGGAAGCAGUCAGGGAGGUUCUGGCAAACGCCGAGGUGGUGCUGUCGACUAACACUGGCGCGGCUGACCCACUUGUGAGGGGGACUGGAGGUUGCUUUGACCUGGUGAUUAUAGACGAAGCUGGACAGGCGAUUGAGCCAUCAUGUUGGAUCCCUAUGUUGCAGGGGAAGCGUUGCAUUCUUGCCGGUGACCACCGGCAGCUUGCACCCGUAGUGCUUUCAAGAGAGGCCAUGGAAGGUGGGCUGGGCAUGUCUCUGUUAGAAAGGGCUUCGUCGCUGCACGACGGACUGCUCGCUACGACGUUGACGACACAGUACCGGAUGCACGAGUCUAUAGCUAGCUGGGCGUCGAAGGAGAUGUAUGACGGAUUGCUUCGGUCAUUCCCGUCCGUUGCUUCUCGACUCCUCGUCAAUUAUCCAUCUGUCAAGGUCACUUGGAUGACUCAGUGUGCGUUACUUUUACUUGAUACCCGGAGGGCGUAUGGAAGCCUAAAUAUUGAUUGUGAGGAGAGUUUAGACCCAGCCGGUACUGGUUCAUUUUACAACAAUGGUGAGGCAGAUAUAGUUGCACAUCAUGUCCUCAAUCUUGUACAAUGUGGAGUCCCUCCAACUUCAAUUGUUGUUCAGUCCCCUUACAUCGCGCAAGUGCAACUGUUACAAGAUAGACUACAAGAAUAUCCGAUGGCUUUUGAUGUUGAGGUUUCAACAAUAGAUAGCUUCCAGGGUCGGGAAGCAGAUGCAGUCGUCAUAUCCAUGGUUCGAUCAAACUCCAUGGGAGAAGUCGGAUUCCUUGCCGAUAGAAGACGCAUGAAUGUAGCUAUUACAAGGGCAAAGUCACAUGUCGCAGUGGUUUGUGACACUUCUACUAUUUGUAACAAUGCUUUCCUGGCUAGGCUCCUCCUCCAUAUCCGGCAACAUGGUCAGGUUCAGCAUGUGGAUCCCAGUUCCUUGGAUGGGGGCUUUCACCUGCAAGCCUUACCCUCUUUAGGCUAGCGAUCUUGCCAUGAAAUGUGACAUGCAGUAAAUGUCGAGUUCCAUAAUAUGGUUGAAAAUUAUUCCUUCUAUGCCAUGAAACCUACAACAAUACAUUCUGUACCAUCAAAAGUUGUGUGCUUUCUUCAUGGCUAUCCAUUUUUUUCAAGGUGUCAUUUAGAUGGAUGUUGUCCAUAACAGGAAUCCUAAAGAUUCCUGUCGGCUAAAAUAAUUCUCGUUGGUCUUUGACCAGGCCGACGGGAAUAAGGUAAUCUCCGUCGGCCGUCAAAUAGCCGACGGGAAUUAAUUUAAUUCCCGUCGGCUAACGUACUAGCCCACCGAAAUUAAUUUAAUUCUCGUCGGCUAUCUUAUGGCCGAUGGGGAUUAGCUUAACUCCCGUCGACUUUGGACUCUGGACGAUGGGGAUUACCUAACUCCCGUCGGCUAGUAUUCCUAGCCGACGGGAAUUACGUUUUUAAGAGCCACGACCUAUUCCCCACACGGGCUCAUUUUCAAACAUCGUCUUCUUCAACGUUGUUGUCGCCGUCGCCCAUCGCCGCCGCCCCACUGUUGUCCUGCCCCACCGCCGCCGCCGCCCCAUAGCCAUUUCCCGCCCCACCGCCGCCAACGCCCUACACCACCCACCGCCGUCGCCCUCCGUCGGUCUGCCCCAACGUCGGUCCGCCCACCGCCGGUCCACCUGUCGCCGGCGCCCACCGCCGCUGGGACUGUCCAUCACCGUGGCCGCCACGCCCCUCACCACCGCGUCGGCCCCCGCAAGCUCCUCGAACGGACAUCGUGUGUGCCGCCAUCCGGCCCGCGCAAGCUCCUCCACGGGACAACGUCGUUUGAGUCAUCGAUGUAUAAUCCUAGACCUAUGCAAUGCAAAUGAAAGUGUGAUUAAUUAGAGAUGCUAAAUAUGUAUAUUGAGGCGUUUAUUUUCGUCGGUUUUUUGUGGCCGACGGGAGUUAACAUUUAUGCGAUUAGAGUUAGCUUACGUUUGUUAAUUGAUAAUGUUAUUAGUCUUCAUAUGACUUUAUACAUUGUAGUUGCUAUUUUUAAUUUUAUGUUGCAAAUAUUAAUUGUUGUGAAUAUUGUAAAUUGAUGAAUGUCAUGUAUGUAAGUAUUGAUUAUACUACCUCAUUGUUGCAACUAUAUAUAUACCAUACAUGGUAUGUGUGACAUGUAGAAACAUGAAUGUCUCACACAUACUCUUACUCGUACACAGCUACAAUAAUGGGUGAUAUAUGUCAUUGGAUGUAUGAAGGUUUCAAGAAGGGUGGGUGUCACACAAGUGAAUGGUUUGCCAAGACUCAAAUGUUUCUGGACCAUACAACUGCUUUGUCACAAAUAGAUAAUAUUAGGUGUCCAUGCAAUAAAUGUAGAAAUAUGACGAGCCACACCAAGAGGCAGGUCACACUAUGGUGUUUGGUCGUAUUUGUUUCUUAACUCGUGCACACUAUAUUUUUCGUGAACUAAACACUUUAACUUAUCUCGUUGUUGCUAUUUGAAAUGUUUAUGUAAUUCUCGUUGAUGAUGUGAAGUAUUUGUGAACUAUGUCAA